CAGAGGACGGCUUCCGGCGGAAGUGGCGCUGGUCGCUGGUUGUGCUCCUCGCUGGCUCGUUUCCCCCUCCCGGCCGCUCUCGGUUCUGAGGGAACGGCCGCCGCUGGGUGAGUGCAGAGCCGGAGCCGAGCCGUGCGCGGGCUUUUCGGACGGCUUCCUGCGGCUCUCGUUCACAAGGCGGCGGCCAGUAUGGCACGACUACCCGGCGGCGGCGCGUGAAGGAUGUGGCGGAGGCUGUAGCCGAGGGAGCCCUGAACUCCGGGCAGCGCCUCCCACGGCUGCUCCCAAGCUCCUGGCACCGGCUCUGGGGAGCUGGCAGCGGGCCCCGCGCCGGCCCCCGCUAGCGCUCUCCCGCCUUCGGGCGUGAAUCUGAUCCCUCCCUUUCUCUCCCAGCGCGCGGUCCCCUCAGCACCCGCCCCGCACCCAGCGUCCUCCAGCCCGCAGACUCACAGCACCUGCUCUCAUCCCCUGCUUGGUACCUGCCCCGGCAACACCGCCCCGGGUCUCCCUGAGCAGCGGGUCUCUGGUGCCCUGUGGGUCUUGCUCUGGAUCUGAAGAUCUGAGUUCAAAGAGUCUCGGAGAGUGAGUGUGAAAUAUAAUGGCUUCGUCGUCUGGAAACGACGACGACCUCACCAUCCCUAGAGCUGCUAUUAACAAGAUGAUCAAAGAAACUCUCCCCAAUGUCCGGGUGGCUAAUGAUGCCCGGGAGCUGGUCGUGAACUGCUGCACUGAAUUCAUCCACCUCAUCUCCUCGGAGGCCAAUGAGAUCUGUAACAAGUCUGAGAAGAAAACCAUCUCCCCAGAGCAUGUCAUACAAGCACUAGAAAGCUUGGGUUUUGGCUCCUAUAUCAGUGAGGUAAAAGAAGUCUUACAAGAGUGCAAAACAGUAGCACUAAAAAGAAGAAAGGCCAGUUCUCGUUUGGAAAAUCUUGGCAUUCCUGAAGAAGAACUUCUAAGGCAGCAACAGGAGUUAUUUGCAAAAGCUAGACAGCAACAAGCAGAACUGGCCCAGCAGGAAUGGCUACAGAUGCAACAAGCAGCCCAACAAGCACAGCUUGCUGCUGCGUCAGCCAGUGCAUCCAAUCAGGCAGGAUCCUCUCAGGAUGAAGAUGAUGAAGAUGAUAUCUGAAAUUCACCAGCUGAGUUUCUCUUCCCACUGAGAAAUAUCUUUCCUGCACAAUGAAAACAGUGAAAUGAAUGCUUACCUGUAAUUUUGUAUGCAUCUUGGACUGGCCAUGGUAUUCUAGGGAUGUCUGCUGUUGUGUGCUGUACAUGUAAAAACUGUCUUUUUUUGAACUCUUAAAGAUUUAAGGUUCAAUAUCAUAUCAACUUUGGAUUUUUAAUGGUGUAUAUGGAAAUUUUAGAUAGCAGUGCGUCAUUGAUCAAUAAACAGUGUUAAAAUAAACAACAAGUUUAUAAAAUAGUGAGAUUUAUACAGAAGCUCUAAAUCCACAUUUGCAUUUCUCUUCCCUUUUAACUAAACUAUAAAAUCUUACAUAGAGAAUUUUUAAUUGUUUUUCUUUUUUGGGGGGGUGGGAGUGGUUCAGUAGACACUUAAUCUGCAUAAUGGAAACAAGCAAAGAGGUCAGCAUAGUAAAGUCUGAAUUCUUUGUCCUUUUAAAAAUGAGGAUAUAUAUAUAUGGCAAUAAAUAUUAUAUGUGCUCAAAUACCACAUUUGUUACAAAUUUGAAAAGAUACAUUUUCACUAAGCUAGGAAAAGGUAUGUUUAAUAGGAGUUGUAGAAAUUCUGUCUUUUUUUUUGUAUAGGGGUGAAAUAAUAAACCCGUGAUUUUAUUAUGAUAUCUAUGAAGAGUCCUGAACCAAUGGAUAUUUCAUUUCAAAGACUGACCAGUGUAGAGAACUAAUAAUUCUUAUUAUUUCACUCCAAUUUAAUGUUAACUGUUAUUGAUGGUAUUACUUGCGUAGUCCGGACAUGUUCAUAUUGUUCACAUGUAAAGCUGGAACUUGGUGAACCAGAAUUGUGUUAGUUCCAUUGACUUAACUGGGAAUUAUUAAAUGUUCAAGCCUACAAAGGCAAAAGUUGAAGCUAAUGAACCUGGUUUCAGUAAAAGAGGGAUUUUUAUUUAACCCUGAUUAGUUAGUUAUUGUUGUCAGCAUAAUGUUAACAUUUUCCAGACUAGGUUACCCAUGGAUUCCUCAGCUACCUUGUGAAACAAUAACAUUUUCUUCAUUCAAACAGGUUAGUAGGUGCAAAUGAUUCUGUCCAAGUUUAGUUAGGAAAGUAUGCCCCAAGAGUAAUCAGCACGAUAAGGAUCAGGAAAGAGAAAGGAGUCUUUUUGUCAGGUUGACUUUGAAAAUUCUGUUUAUAUAAAUGGACGGGCAGCUGUUCUUUGUGUAGAAAUACACCACAGUUGUGUCCAUUAUAGAAUUUUAAUGUUGAAUGAAGAAAUGUUGGCCUAUGUUCUGGUACUCUUGUUUCCAGCAGAAUGGAAAAGCCACUUGCAUACUAGUGAAAACGAUCAGAUCAGAUAGCUGUGUAAGAAUGCACUCUCUUUUCUUUUAGUAUGCUCUUGACAAGUUUCUCUAGUAAAAAUUUUUGACUAAAAGCUGUGGGUGCAGCAAUCUGUUUACAUAGCGAAAUAAACAGAAAACAGUGUGCCCAUUUUAAGUAGAGAUCUGAACAAGUACAGUUGGCAUAUAUUCAGAUCUGCAAGGAUCGCCCAGUGGCUUUUGAUUUCAAUUUUAGAGUCGUUAGGUUACAUAUUGAAUAACUUGCACAUUUUCUAAAUGCAUCCGUGCAGUGAUGGCUCAAAAAGUAAAGAUUAGUAUGUUGAAUGUUAAGUUGAAAAACUUUCAUGAAAUAUGUUGGACAAGAUUUGACUAAGUAGUUUUCUGUAAAGACUUAAGUACCAAAGGUAGUAAAUCUAGUCUAGUGAAACAAUGUUAAUGUGCAGUGUUGGCUUUUCUAAUUUGUACUGUAACACCUUACACUUUCUAUUUUAAAUGAGUCUUUUUCUUUUAAGUAAACAAAAUUAGGUAUUUCACACUUGUUUUUUCUGAUGCAGAAUUCAGGUUAACAUUUUACUGCAUCUGGUAUGUAUGGGAUAGUAUGUUUGGUUCCUUGUGACCUUUUCUUUGGACGUUCCUGUGCUUUUUUCAUAUGCUGUAUUCUUCAAGCAAUAAAAUUCUGAUGUGUUUUUUAAA
Molecule: messenger RNA, 3165 nt
Organism: Chrysemys picta bellii (western painted turtle)
Lineage: Eukaryota; Metazoa; Chordata; Testudines; Emydidae
Gene: DR1
Product: down-regulator of transcription 1
Biological process (GO): negative regulation of transcription by RNA polymerase II; RNA polymerase II preinitiation complex assembly
Cellular component (GO): negative cofactor 2 complex
Molecular function (GO): RNA polymerase II general transcription initiation factor activity; TBP-class protein binding; protein heterodimerization activity
Source: RefSeq, a predicted model, not a curated record